Messenger RNA from Penicillium paradoxum, 1620 nucleotides. RefSeq lists its product as uncharacterized. Bases 1 to 1620 code for a protein of 539 amino acids. Lineage: Eukaryota; Fungi; Ascomycota; Eurotiomycetes; Eurotiales; Aspergillaceae. The transcript has 2 exons. The record is from RefSeq and is a predicted model, not a curated record.
AUGAGCACCAUUGCUGCAGUAGCUGUCUCUUGUCUCAAGAAGCUCAAAGUGCUACUAUCCUCUAGUGAAUUACAGCACUAUGACUCUGAAGUUCGGCAAUCACGAUGGCAGGAUGAGCUUGGGCGCCUGCGUGUGUGGGCUGCGAAUAUCGGUGCCCACCAGACAGGGAAUUUGUCGCUUGACUAUCGACUGCGAGAUGCAUCACAUAUCAAGGAUCAAACUCUUCGUGUUCUUAAAAGGCUAAAGCGGACCUUGGAUGAUCUACAAGACACCUUAGAUGAGCCUGCUAUUCCCGAUGACUUUUCGGGUUCAGAGGAUGAGUAUGAAACGGAGAUACAAUUGGUCUACCAUGCUCUGCACGAUACAAUCAACAAUUUGUUCCAAAUAUCAAUGGCAAUCCGAAGGCCCGCACAGCACGAUCGACUUUCAGGGACCAGAAGGGCAGACACCAUAGUCUUCGAGGCUUUCGACAAGCAGCAUGCUGCAAACAAAUAUCCAAACUCAGAUCCAGUGAUCCUGGAACGUCUGGGAUUGGCGAUUUCCCAGCGUCGAGCGAUACUUCGUUAUCGUGAACGACACUCCAAAAAGCUUGGCCAAGGUCUCGGGACAGUGCUUGAUGAUCAGUCAGAAACACAGUCGGCCAAAAUGUCAGAAACUAUUGUGACCGAGUUGUGUGAGCAGCCUAAUGCACAGCAAGGGUUUGAUAGCCAGUCUGUCGUUUCGCAAAGUUCAUAUGCGCAAACGCUUUUACAUGGUAGCGAGGGAAUGGUGGUUCCGCCACCCCCCGCAAAUUCGGCGGAUGGAGCUCCAUUUGAAUGCCCCUACUGUUACAGAAUAAUCAGUAAUGUGGGUAAGAACAGCUGGGCUCGACAUGUUUUCCUCGAUCUCUCGCCGUAUAUUUGCGUCUUUCAUCAUUGUCCGACACCUCAGCGUUUGUACGAAAGCCGUCGAGAAUGGUACUUUCAUUUGCAGAGUCAGCAUUCCGUGGGAAGUGAUCCUGCUGAUGGUAUAUCGUGCCCUUUGUGCUUGCUUUCUGUUCCAGGAGGAAAGCAGUUCCAGAAACAUCUCGCCUGUCAUUUAGAAGAGUUGGCCCUGUUCGCGUUACCACGCCGUGAACCAGAGGAGGACCCCCAUCUAUCCCAAGCAGAGUCAGAGGAAGCACCACCACAUGACUCAAUAACAUUGAGUGAUGGACAAAGCUCUCAUUACAAAUAUUAUCAGUUACAAGGCGAUGCCGACGUCGAUGAAACGAGGUUUGAAGCUUCGGAAUCUGGGUCUUGGGAACUUUUUGAGCCAGAGAAUCUCGAUCAAUCUCGUUCCCAUGAUAAUCCCGGAACCCCCUCCGAUGAUAGGCUCGACGGCGGAUACAUAGGCCAUAGAACUAGUCCGAAAGCACAUGCGAUCAUGAUGGAGGAGACCUCUCCCGAUGGGAAAGUUCCACAGGCUGCAAGGCAAGGCCAAGAAAUUGACGAAGGAUCAACGAACAAACCCCAGCUUGAUGAUUCGCAAGAACUAGCGAAUAUCGAUGGCUCCCAUCGUCCGCUACCGAUAAAAUUGAAAGACGCAAUUGGACGAAAAUUCGCUUUCCCUUGGGAGCUCUGCCGAACUUGGAGUGUAUGA